Molecule: messenger RNA, 1586 nt
Organism: Prinia subflava (tawny-flanked prinia)
Lineage: Eukaryota; Metazoa; Chordata; Aves; Passeriformes; Cisticolidae
Product: apoptosis-inducing factor 3-like
Exons: 12
Coding region: 492-1571 (359 amino acids)
Cellular component (GO): cytoplasm
Molecular function (GO): oxidoreductase activity, acting on NAD(P)H; 2 iron, 2 sulfur cluster binding
Source: RefSeq, a predicted model, not a curated record
AGCUGGAGUGCUUUUCAUCAGGGAAAGGGGCAGUGGGAAGGGACCACAGGAUAUCACUGAAUCCCCUUGAGUUUCUGGUCACACUGCCCAUGACAUACCCUAUCUUUACACCACACCUGUGCCAUAAUUCCUGUGUGCCCUCAAUUCUUUUGCAACUUUAAAUACCCUUAAUUAGGCCCAGGCCAGUUGCAGAAAUCAGAUGAAACUCCUUGGCAGGCGCCUGCUUCCAGGAUCUGCAUCUACUGAUGGAUGGGAACGUUGUGCAAUGUGGGGAGAGCAUCAGCAGCCGUGGGCUGGCAGCGGGCAGAGCACCUGUGGUGAGAACCAGGGUGGCAUCUCACAGGAGAAAGUCACAGAGAAGCAGUGGUGGCUCUCUGACCCGUGGGAAAGGUGCCUGAACCCCUCUGGCAGGACCAGUUGAAGGUCAUUUUGCUGCUUCAUCAGAAAUUUGGGACCCUUUGAGCGCCUGACAUUGACCUGCUGUCACCAGCAUGGACAGCGAUGACACCAUCACUGAAGAGGUCUGCAGGGAGGACGACGUUGGGGAUGGACAGCUCCUGGAGGUGAUGGUGGCUGGCUACCCAGUGCUGCUGGUGAGGAACAGGAAGGAAUUCAGUGCUCUAGGCAGCAAAUGUCCCCACUACGGUGCCCCGAUGAGCAAAGGAGUCUUAAGAGGGGAGAGGCUGCGCUGCCCCUGGCAUGGGGCCUGCUUUAACAUCAGGACUGGAGACAUUGAGGAAUACCCUGCUCUGGACUGUAUCUCCUGCUUUAAGGUAACAGUGGAAGAUGGAAAGGUGUUUAUUACAGCAAAAAAGAAGGACCUGGAAAGCAGCGUGAGGGUGAAGGACACAAGCAGGAGGUGCCUCCUCAACAAGAACACGAUGCUGCUGCUGGGGGGAGGUGUGGCUGCCCUGGUGUGUGCAGAGACUCUUCGCCAGGAGGGAUUCACUGGCAGGAUCAUCCUGGCCACCAAUGAGAAACACAUUCCCUAUGACAAGUCCAAACUGAGCAAGGAAAUGAACUUGAAACCUGAGGAUGUCUACCUGAGGAAACCUGAAUUCCUCAAGGCUGAGGGCAUAGAAUUCUGGACAGAGAAAGAGGCAGUGUCCGUGGAUUUCCAGAGGCAGAGGGUUCGCUUCAUGGAUGGCUCCUCUCAGAAGUACCAGCAGCUGCUCAUUGCAACAGGCAGCCACUCUGGUUUUCUCAAAGUCCCAGGUGCAGAGCUGCAGAAUGUUUGCACACUCCAAACCCCAGAAGAGUCCAGCAAGAUCUUGAAGCUGGCAACUGGGAAGAAUCUGUUGAUUGUAGGAGCUUCAUUCGUAGGAAUGGAGGUGGCUGCCUUCCUCUCAGACAAAGCUGGAACCAUCACAGUGGUGGAAAGAGAGGAGUUCCCUUUCCAGCACGCCCUGGGUCCUCAGGUUGGAGGUGUCGCCAUGAAGAUGCUGCAAAAUAAAGGGGUGAAGUUCCACAUGAAAACAGAACUCUGUGAGCUGAAAGGAAAGGAUGGAAAGGUCAGUCAUGCCUUUGUGAUCCCUGAACUGCUAAUUUUAGGGGAAAAAAGCCCAAAUUGAGAUAUAACCCAGUGC